Glarea lozoyensis ATCC 20868 is the source of this 297-nucleotide messenger RNA. RefSeq names its product Arginase/deacetylase. The coding region runs from base 1 to 297 and encodes 98 amino acids. The record is from RefSeq and is a predicted model, not a curated record. NCBI's taxonomy places the organism in Eukaryota, Fungi, Ascomycota, Leotiomycetes, Helotiales, Helotiaceae. The transcript has 2 exons.
AUGUGUUCCUUUACUUUGGCUUUCUUCUCUCUAUACGUAUUAUCUCUCAUCAAGCCCGUGCAGUGCUGGUGGGGUAGCGAACACGUUCAAAGCGAGCCUCCUUUCAACAGAAAAAGUGAUGUCACCAGGGAAGAAGACCUGAAGUUAAGAUGGGAAUUUGAUUGGAGCUUCGGAGGGAUUUCAACAUUUGCGCAUUUGCCACAUGUAAAAUGCUUGACGAAUCCUGACGUCGGGUACGACGUGGCUAUCAUAGGGGUACCUUUUGAUACCGCAGUUAGUUAUCGACCCGGUGAGUAG